AUAAUUAAAUUAAAUUAUUUCGUCUUCCUCGCGGUGAAGAUCGUCCUCCUCACAUGGAAGCACUGUAAGCCCCACAGGUUCAGUCUCAAAAUCUCUGUCACAAUCCAAUCGAUCCUUCUUUUAAGCUAAACCCACAGCUCUGUUCUUCAAACCCACUUCAUCUCUCUCGCUGCACCUCCUGAUUUUGCUCCCAUAGCCAUGUCCAGACCUCCUCUGUAUCUCAUCUUCCUCCUCAUUUUCUUCCUCUUCUGUGGUCAAUCCCACAGCAGUCGAUUUGCUUCCAUUUCUUCUUCCUCUGAUCUGGUCUCCGAUGGCGUCAAUGAAUUGCAGGAAACCCCUUAUUUGCGGCUUAAUUCGUUGGAAUCUGUCUCUGCGCCGGAGGAAUCUUGUGAGGAGUCUUAUGGGUUUCUUCCAUGUACCACCUCUGUUUUGGGGAAUCUGUUCUUGAUUAUCGUUUAUGGGUAUUUGAUGUUCUUGGCUGCUAAGUAUUUGUCCACUGGAAGCGAGCUCUUGUUGGAGAUCUUGGGACCUGGAAUUGUUGGGGGAUUGUUUCUUCCUGCGCUCGGUGCUCUUCCUGAUGCUAUGCUGAUUCUCGUUUCUGGUCUUGCAGGAAGUGCUGAAGUGGCACAAAGCCAGGUUUCCGUGGGAAUGGGCCUCUUAGCUGGUUCAACUGUCAUGCUUCUCACACUCAUCUGGGGCACAUGUGUGAUUGUCGGGAAGUGUGACCUUCAGGAUUCAGUUGCCAUAGAUUUACAGGAUACAAAAGGAUUUAGCUUGACUGAAUCUGGAGUGAGCACUGAUAUAUGGACCAGCUAUGCUGCCAGGAUUAUGGUUAUAUCUGUUGUUCCAUUUUUAGUAGUUCAACUCCCACAAUUGCUCAAUUCAACUUCAGGAAGGCACUUGGCUGUGUUGAUUGCUCUCAUUAUCUCUGUUUCAAUGUUCAUUAUAUAUUGCCUUUACCAGGUUUUCCAGCCAUGGAUUCAAAGAAGGAAACUUGCCUUUGUGAAGCACAAGCAUGUUAUAUUCGGGCUCUUAAGACAUUUAAAACAGCAAGCACUUGGAAGACUCCUGACAGAAAGUGGGGAACCAGAUAAAGAAAUAAUAGACAAGCUAUUUUCAAGAAUCGACGCGAAUAAGAAUGGACUUCUUUCAGCUUCUGAACUGAGAGCGUUAAUCGUUGGCAUUCAGUUCGAGGCGAUCGACUUAGAUCAUGAUGAUGCUGUUAACAAAAUACUGAGCGACUUCGAUACUUCUCGUGAUUCCCAUGUCGAUGCUACCGAGUUUGCCAAUGGGAUCAUUAGAUGGCUAGCUCAUGUACAAGGAGCAAGAACUGGCAGAGCUGAUGAUGGUCCUCACACAAUGAAAUACCUGCAUAACUUUCAUCAAGAAACAAAGAGGGAGCAUGAUUUGCUGGAUGUCGGGGAACAGAGCGACGAGGUUGUAGAGGGUGUCGAGGAGAGCAAGGGAGUGUUGAUCAGAGCCAUACUCUUCUUGUUGCUUGGAACAGCCAUUGCUGCUGCCUUUGCCGAUCCUUUGGUCGACGUUGUACAUAACUUCUCCAAUGCAACGAGUAUCCCUGCGUUCUUCAUUUCGUUUAUCGCUUUGCCUUUAGCAACCAACUCCAGUGAAGCAGUCUCUGCCAUAAUCUUCGCAAGCCGUGACAAGCGAAAAACCGCCUCCUUAACAUUUUCUGAGUUAUAUGGAGCAGUGACAAUGAACAAUGUGCUUUGUCUAUCUGUGUUCUUGGCUCUUGUUUAUCUGAGAGGAUUGGUUUGGAACUUUUCUUCUGAAGUAUUGGUUAUUCUGGUCGUUACGAUGAUCAUGGGACUGCUCGGGAGCUUCCGAACCGCGUUCCCGCUGUGGACAGCCCUGGUGGCUCUCCUUCUCUACCCCCUGUCUCUUGUGCUGGUCUAUGUCCUUGAUUAUGUGUUUGGUUGGUCAUAGAUGAGUUGGUGUGUUUGAGUUAUAUAUGUUCACAGGAGGUUUGUUGAUCUAAAUUUCCGGAUGUUUUAGACACACUCUGCUGAGGCUGUGUUAGAGAAACUCCACUGUUCUGCUCUCUUUUAUUGUUCCUACUUUUGUCAAUAUAUUUUGUUUUGGUACGA
This is a messenger RNA of Cucurbita pepo subsp. pepo (vegetable marrow), 2105 nucleotides long. RefSeq names its product sodium/calcium exchanger NCL. Gene Ontology annotation, molecular function: calcium ion binding; calcium:proton antiporter activity. NCBI's taxonomy places the organism in Eukaryota, Viridiplantae, Streptophyta, Magnoliopsida, Cucurbitales, Cucurbitaceae. The record is from RefSeq and is a predicted model, not a curated record. Gene Ontology annotation, cellular component: membrane. Gene Ontology annotation, biological process: calcium ion transmembrane transport; intracellular calcium ion homeostasis.